GGUCCGAAGCAGGUUUAAACUUAUCUUCUAUAAUAGCUGCCUUGGUUCCUGGCUUAUCUUAGACAUAUAAGAAAUGUGUUGUUUGAUGGAAUUUAGAAAGUUUUUUUUUGUUGUUGUUCAGCUCACCUGACCUGAUAAAGUUUUCCUGGCAUUGGUUGUGUCUGAUCAUCCUCAUUUGGACUUGGAGUGGUUAGCAUGAGUGGGAGGAGCCAUGUGGUAUCCUCGUUUUCUAAACUUGCUCCAUCCUAAGAGUCAGCCAAGGCUCCUAUCUAGACCUUCACCUUGGCCUACUGAACCAGAGUCUCCAGUAGAGGGGCCUGGGAGUCAGGUUAAACAAGUACCCCAGGAGUUUCUGGGAUAUCAGUGGUAGGGAAAGGAGCAAAAUACUAGGCUUUAAAUCCUGGCUCUGUCACUUACAAAGGGCCCUUGUACAAAUCUCUGGUCCUCAACUACCUCAUCGGUACACUGGGGAUACUACCUCACCGCACCCUUGUGAGGACUAAGGCAGUAUGUAUGUGAAAUCAUCAGCAUGGUACUUGGAAUCCAAGUAGGCAUUCUUCACUCUGAGUAUUACUGACAUUCUGACAAACCAGUUUUAGGAACUUAAGACAUCUUCUUAGGUCAGAGGCAAAUAACAAGUUGUAAUGGUUGAGAUUGUGUGUCACCUUGGCUGGGCCAUGAUUCUCAGUGGUUUGGCAGUUAUGUAAUAAUGAGCUAUGGCAGUUAUGUAAUGAUGUAGUUUGGCAGUUAUGGAAUGAUAUGAUUUGGAGUUAUAUAAUGAUGUAGUCAUCCCCUAUUUUGUGAUCUGAUGUGGACAACCAAUCAAUUGCUAAGGGAGUUUCCUUGGGGGAGUGGCCUGCAUCCAAUAUAUAUGGAUGCUCUGGCAAAGCUUAGUUCUGGAUCCUGCAUCAGGUUGGUCAUCAUUUGACCUCCGGUUCUUGGGACUUGAGCCAGCAGCCUGCCAUCUGACCUGCUGAUUCUGGGAUUCACCAGCUUCUGCAGCUCUGUGAGCCAGCAGACUAUUGUCUGACCUGUUUCGCCAGCAGUCUGUCUUCUGACCUGCUGAUUUGGGUUUGUCAGCCCCUGCAGCCACAUGAGUCAGGAGAAGCCUCCAGCCUGACGUCCGACCCAUGGAUUUGAGACUCGCCAGCCUCCACAACUGCAUAACCUAGAAGAUACCUACUCUAUUCAACAAGAGGAGCCUGAGACUGUACCACCAAAAAGAAGAAUCUGAAUGGAUUUUGAACCACAGUUUUUAAAGAGUUUGAGAGUACUGGGAAAAUCUCCUACACCACACAUAUAGGUAAAGGUUGUUUUUGAUGCAGCUGAGAAGUAUGCAGGCCAUAAAAAAGGAGCAGGGAUCACGUGAAACUAGUAGUGAUGUAGACAAGAUAAUGGUACUUAAUUCUGCUUUAACUGCAGUAUCUGAAGACUUGACAACAGGGGAAGAUCUCCUGCUAAACAAAGGAAGUGUGAGGAAAAACAGGUCUUCGGCAUGCCGGAGAAAGCGGGAGUUCAUUCCUGACGAAAAGAAAGAUGCCAUGUACUGGGAAAAAAGGCAGAAAAAUAACGAAGCUGCCAAAAGAUCUCGUGAGAAACGUCGACUGAAUGACCUGCUUCUAGAGAAAAAACUAAUUGCACUGGAAGAAGAAAAUGCGACUUUAAAAGCUGAACUUCUUUCGCUAAAAUUAAAGUUUGGUUUAAUUAGCUCCACGGCAUAUGCUCAAGAGAUUCAGAAACUCAGUGAUUCUACAGCUGUGAACUUUCAAGAUGACCCAACUUCUCAAUCUAAUGUGGAUGAGCAUGAAGGCUUGAUGGUGGCGAGUGGCUGUAUUUCUGUCAUUAAGCUCUCCCCACAGAGCUCUCUGUCUGAUGUUUCAGAGGUGUCCUCAGUAGAAGGCACUCAGGAAAGUCCUAUUCAGGAUAGCUGCAGAAGUCCUGAAAACAAGAGCCAAAUCAUAAAACAAGAGCCAAUGGAACUGGAGAACGGUGCAAGAGUGCCAAGAGAUGACAGAGGCUCCUAUACAAUGUCUGUCUAUGAAAACCACAUAGGAGUCUCUCCUCAAUGUUUCACAUAUCGAGAAGCUAGUCUGCUGCACAGUAACAAUGCUGAAGCCCUGUGGAAGCCAGAGCUGCACCUGCCACAUGGACCCUCCGGCCAGCCGGGCACCUCAGAUCAGAGCCGCCCCCAGGCCAGCACCAGCAGCUCAGGUACCAGCAGCAGCCCCAUGGUCUGCAGUUGGCUCACUUGCUGCUGCACCCCAACAACCAGGUCCGAUGGCCCAGAUGGCACCCACUGCUGCCGGCAUGGCUGUGGGCUCUGCUGUCAGGCAUGCGCUGGGCCAUGCCAUCACUGGAGGCUUCAGUGGAGGAAGUAAUGCUGAGCCCUCAAGGCCUGACAUCACUUGCCAGGAGCCUCAGGGAGUCCACCAGCAUUCCGCUACCAGCAGCAGUUUGGCGCUUGCCACUUAUGAACGUUUUUGGAGUGUGCCCAGAACCAGAGUGACCUCAAGCUUUGUGAGGAUUUAAGCAAGGUGUUGAAGCACCACAGAUUUGCAAAUGGAUUAACAUCAUCAAGAAGUUCAAACUGAAGAACUGGAAAAUAGGCUGUCAUGACCAAGUGAAUUUAGCAUAAGGCUGUAACCGAUAGUAUUAUUAUGUGUACGAGUACCACUUAAACCUCUCCUCCAUCAUUAACAGCUUCCUUGCUUCAGAAUCACUACAGAAGAGGGUGUCCUUAUUGUAUUGAGAUGAUGUCAAGUCUGGGGCUGGGCAAAUGUUAAACUAGCUGUUGUGAUGUUACUGUUUGUGAAUUAAUUAGAAUAAAGUGAUUUUCUUCCAAGAAAAAAAAAUAUAGGAAAUUAUUUUUCUGGCUACUCACAUUCUCUGCCUCCAUUACAAUUGCUCCUCCAGUAACUCUCAAAGAACAUUAGAGACCGAUGAUGGUGAUUGAUCCUGAUUACCAAGGAGAAUCAGGUGGAUAAUGCAUAAUGGAGGUAAAGAAGAGUAUGUCUGGAAUGCAGGAGAUCCCUUAGGUUGUCUCUUAGUACUAAAAUGCCCUGUGAUUAAAGUCAGUGGGAAACUACAGCAACCCAAUUCCAAUAUGACUAAUGGCUCAGACCCUUCGGUAAUGGUUUGUGUCACCCCACCAGGCAAAGAACCAUGGCCAGCUGAGAUGCUUGCUGAGGGCAAAGAGAAUAUGGGUGGUGGAAGAAGGCAGUUCUAAAUACCAGUUAUGACCCCAUGACCAGUUGCAGAAAUGAGGACUGUAAUUAUUUUUAGUAUUUCUUCCUUGUUUUAUAUGUAUAUGUGGAAUUAUCUUUUUCUCUUCCUUAUUCCAUUACUUAUUGUAAAAUAUAAGAUGUAAAUGGGGCUAGUGUGUUUUCGAUUGUACAUAUUAGCUAUGUCAUGUUAGGCACCCAAGUAUGACUUUAUAAUUGUCUUUAGAGAUUAUGUUGUAUGGUGCCUUGUUGACAAGACUGUGAUGGUUAAGGUUGUCUUUCAAUUUGGCUGGGCCAUGAUUCUCGGUGGUUUGGCAGUUAUGUAAUGAUGCAAUUUGACAGUUAUGUAAUGAUCUAGUCACCCCCCCAUCUUAUGAUCCAAUGUGAACAACCAAUCAGUUGAAAAGGGAGUUUCCUUGGGGGUGUGGCCUGCAUCCAAUAUAUACAUAUGCUCUGGCAAAGCUUGCUCUGGAUCCUGCAUCUGGCUUGUCAUCAUCUGACCUCUGGUUCUUGGGACUUGAGCCAGCAGCCUGCUGACUUUCCUGCCAAUUCUGGGAUUCACCAGCUUUGACAGCCCUGUGAGCCAGCAGUCUCUUGUCUGACCUGCUGAUUUGGGCUCCUCAGCUCCUGCAGCCAUGUGAGUCAGAAGAAGCCUCCAGCCUGAUGCCUGACCCACAGAUUUGGGACUUGCCAGCUUCUACAAUCCUGUGAGCCAUUUCCUUGAGAUAAAUCUCUUUGUGCACACACAAACACACACACACAUGCUUCACUGGUUUUGCUUCUCUAGAGAGCCCAGCCUAAGACACAAGUUAUUGUGAAAGAACAAGUAAGGGCUAUGAGGUUUUCUGUACCUUUCCAGGGAACGUACACAGGCUAUUUCUCAAAAUGGGUUCCUCAGAUCACCUGCAUCAGCUGGCCCCUAGGCUCUAUCCCCGGGUCUACUGAAUCGAAGCCUUUGGGAGAGGGCCCAGGAAUCCUUUCAGUAGGUGUCUCAGGUUAUACUUAAGCACAGUAUGGUUUGAGAACCACUACCCAUCUCCUUUCCUUUUACCAGUGGAUUGGCUGUUAAUAUGAGAGCAGACUGGUGAACAGGCUCUCAAGUUUUCUCAAUUAGUUCUAUAGCAAUUAAAUGAAAAAUUACUCCUGUGGAACAAUUCUCAUUGCCCACUCAUGGUUAUGAAAAUACAUUCUAUUUUGAAGCCAGCAUUUUAAAAGGCAUUUUAAGUUCUCCUUCAAGGACUAAGCAUCAGGAGCUCUCUUUAUAAAUGAUAUAUAUACAAAUUGCAAGGCAGCAGUGCCCACAGUAAGGCCAUUAUGGCAAAAUAGAUAUCGCCAGUGUUUGUUGAAAUGAUCAUAAAAUGGCUUAAAUACUAGAAAUUUAAGAUAUGUAAACAUCCACAGUGUUUGAAAACUUUUGUACAUCAGAGUACAAAAGUGCUUUUGUCUGGCUACAGCUUGCAUUUGCUAACAGUGUAGCAGCAAUAGCACUGGCCUAGGAGACAAGGGAUGCAUCGCUCAUCUGUAAAACCAGGGAGUUGGACAAGAUGAGACAUUCUUAAGCUGGAGUACAUGAAUCAUGGAUGGUGUCAGGGUCUUUAGUUCCCCUGAAACCAUCAACAGAAUCUUGUAUAAAAGCAUAUCCAUUUUUCUGGGGCUAGUCUAUAGCUUUUCUUGAAUUCUCAAAAGUUCCAGAACCUCAAAAUGGUUAAAAAUUACAGACUGGAUUAUUGCAGAAGUUUCUUCCAGCUCUAAGAUUCUAAGAAAACCAAUGCUCCAGCUUCUUUUGGGGUCAAACCUGGAUGGCUUAUUGGUUUCAUUUGGUUUUUUAAAGCUAAGCCUGAAUUCUCCGUCUAUACCAUCUGCUCCCUCCUUCCCCAACAAAAUA
Molecule: messenger RNA, 5106 nt
Organism: Loxodonta africana (African savanna elephant)
Lineage: Eukaryota; Metazoa; Chordata; Mammalia; Proboscidea; Elephantidae
Product: nuclear factor interleukin-3-regulated protein-like
Exons: 1
Coding region: 1320-2378 (352 amino acids)
Biological process (GO): DNA-templated transcription; regulation of DNA-templated transcription; circadian rhythm
Cellular component (GO): nucleus
Molecular function (GO): DNA binding; DNA-binding transcription factor activity
Source: RefSeq, a predicted model, not a curated record